This is a messenger RNA of Gastrolobium bilobum, 1281 nucleotides long. RefSeq names its product protein GRAVITROPIC IN THE LIGHT 1. Bases 1 to 1281 code for a protein of 426 amino acids. The transcript has a single exon. Gene Ontology annotation, biological process: negative gravitropism; response to red or far red light. NCBI's taxonomy places the organism in Eukaryota, Viridiplantae, Streptophyta, Magnoliopsida, Fabales, Fabaceae. The record is from RefSeq and is a predicted model, not a curated record.
AUGGUAUGCAAGUUCGCCAAAGUUUGUAAAUUGAAAUCUAUUGGGGUGUUCUCCUCUGAAAUCCCCAAUCUCCAUCAUUUGCACAAACCCAUUUGCAAUGAGGCCCCUCUGAGUGAAAACAGCAGUGAGGAGUUCACAUGCAAUGACCAGAAAGUCCAUCCCCAACCCAUUGAUGUUCCAAGCAAAGAUGAUUUCUGUGCUGAUUUGGAGAUCAUGAAGAAGAUAUUUGAUGCUGUUUCAGCCCUGAAAUUAGCAUACCUUCAGCUUCAGCAAGCUCAUAUCCCCUAUGACCCACAGAAGAUUGUUGCAGCUGAUGACUGGUUUGUUGCUGAGCUUGAGAAGCUUUGCAACUUCAAGCGUGAAUAUAAGGAGAAACAAUGCAGGAAAGCUCAUUUCAAUGCUGCACGUUCUGAUCUCUUGGUGGAUGAAAUUGUAGCAAAAGAGGCAUUGUUGGGGAAGCUUAAGUCUCAAAAUAGUGCUAAAGAUUCCGAGAUUCUCCGGUUGCGGCAAGAGCUCCAGGAUUUGGAGAUGGGGAAUAAAAAUCUGACAGAGAAGAUCAAGCAGAUAAGUUUGGAAAAGAGGAAAGCAAGUAUUUUGAGUGUUACUAAGUUCCAGGAUGUCUUCAAGGAUGCUUCAAAGUCCAUCCAUGAUUUUGCAAAACCAUUAAUUAGCUUGAUGAAAGCUUCAGGUUGGGACCUUGAUAGGGUUGCAAACUCCAUUGAGAAUGCUGCUGUUUAUUCCAAAAGGCGUGAUAAGAAGUAUGCUUUUGAGGCCUACAUUGCACGCCGAAUGUUUCAUGAGGUUGCAUUAACUUCUUAUGAUGUGAGUGAUAUUAUGAAGUUUGAUGACCCAAUUGAUGCACUGAUGGAGAAUCCAGAUUCAGAUUUUGCCAAAUUUUGUCAAGCAAAAUAUCUUCUUCUUGUUCAUCCAAAAAUGGAAGAGUCAUUCUUUGGCAAUUUGGAUCACCGAAGAUUCAUAAUGAGUGGCAAGCAUCCAAGAACACAAUUCUAUCAAUUAUUUGCAAAAAUGGCAAAAUGGGUUUGGGUUUUACUAGGAUCUGCUGUUUCAGUAGAUACUGAUGCAACCCUGUUUUCUGUGAACAGAGGAAGCAUGUUCUCCAGCUUGUACAUGGAAUCUGUUGAGGAAGAAAAGGAGAGUGCAAUUCUUUCAGACGAAGAACGAGCCACCUACAAAGUUCAGUUUAUGAUCACGCCUGGGUUUAGAAAUGGACAAAUGUUGUUGAAGUCUCGAGUUUAUAUCUCACAACAUCCUUCAAGCUAA